GAAUCAUCGCAGCUUAUUACCAAUGCAGCCAAUGAUCCCCUCAGCAUGCAAUUUAUAAACUUCUUCCCUUCCUCACCUCCUCCACUGCAACAACCAAAUAUAACUUCCCAAGCUCCAUCCUCUCUCUUCUACUUCCCAUAAUCUAUUGCUACCAUGGCUUUUCAUUUUUACUGCUGCUUCUUUCUUCUCAUGUUGCUGCAGGCUUCUCUAGUCAACUCUUCCCAAGCUGCAGUAGCCAACCAGUCUCAAUUCUUCACUCUCAUGAAGAAGAGCCUCAUAGGAAAACCCCUGUCUGAUUGGAAUGAAGCAGAACCCUUCUGCAACUACAAGGGAAUUGGUUGCAACCAAAGAGGGUAUGUGGAGAAGAUUGACAUCAGUGGCUGGUCAUUAUCCGGCCACUUCCCUGAAGAUGUUUGCUCUUACCUCCCCGGGAUCCGCAUUCUUCGCCUCGGCUACAACAACUUCCAUGGAGAUUUCCCUGCCAGUAUCACCAACUGCUCUCUCCUACAAGAACUCAACAUGAGCUCUGCAUACCUCACAGGAAAGCUGCCAGAGUUUGAUCAAAUGAAGGCUCUGAUGAUACUUGAUCUCUCAUACAAUCUUUUUACAGGUGACUUCCCCAUUUCCAUCACCAACCUCACCAAUCUUGAGGAGCUCAACUUCAAUGAAAAUGAUGGGUUCAAUUUAUGGCAACUUCCAGAGAGCUUUCCCAGGCUGACAAAGCUCAAAUCCAUGAUCAUGACAACCUGCAUGGUUCAAGGUUUCAUCCCGGGAUCUUUAGGAAACAUCACAUCCCUGGUUGAUCUUGAAUUGAGCGGAAAUUUCUUGGUGGGCCAGAUUCCAGCAGAGCUUGGGAUGCUGGUCAAUUUGAGACAGCUUGAGCUUUACUACAACCAGCUUGAUGGUGUAAUACCUGGAGAGCUAGGGAAUCUCACAGAACUCAGAGAGUUGGACAUAUCAGUGAACAAGUUAACUGGAACAAUCCCAGAAUCUAUAUGCAGCCUUCCAAAUCUUCAAGUAUUGCAGCUCUACAACAAUACACUGACUGGAGAACUUCCUGAUGCAAUUGCAAACUCAACAACUUUGAACACCUUGUCAAUUUAUGACAAUCUCUUAACAGGAGAAGUUCCUCGAGGUCUUGGCCGAUCAUCACCCAUGGUUGUUCUGGAGUUAUCCGAAAAUCAAUUCUCUGGAGAGCUGCCGGGGGAGGUCUGCAAGGAAGGCAAGCUGCUAUACUUUCUUGUCCUGGAAAACAUGUUUACUGGGAAACUGCCAGAAAGUUAUGCAAGAUGUGAGUCUCUUAUACGCUUUCGAGUUAGUUAUAACAAGUUGGAGGGAUCUGUACCGGAGGGACUUUUUGCUCUUCCACAUGCUUCAAUCAUUGAUCUGGGGUACAAUCGUUUGAACGGAUCCAUUGCAAAAUCAAUUGGAAAUGCUAAAAACUUGUCAGAACUUUUCAUACAGAGCAACAGGAUUUCAGGUGUCCUGCCUCCGGAAAUCUCACAAGCUGACUAUCUGGUGAAGAUUGAUCUGAGCAACAAUCUCCUUUCUGGUCCAUUACCUUCUGAAAUUGGUAAUCUGAGAAACCUUAACUUACUGAUGCUGCAAGGUAACAAGUUCAAUUCUUCCAUCCCUGACUCACUCUCUUCACUAAAAUCUCUGAAUGUUCUUGAUCUCUCAAACAACCUCUUGAUGGGGAACAUCCCGCAGAGUCUUUCUGAACUGCUACCAAAUUCAAUGAACUUCUCCAACAAUCUACUUUCUGGCCCAAUUCCUCCCUCAUUUAUAAAGGGAGGUUUACUGGAAAGUUUUUCAGGUAAUCAAGGUCUCUGUGUUCCAGUCUACCUCAAUUCAUCAGAUCCAAAAUUUCCAAUCUGUUCACAAUCUCAUAACCGAAAGAAAAGAAACUGUAUCUGGGUAGUUGGACUUUCAGUAGGGAUUGUUAUAGUUGGGAUUACUUUGUUUCUUAAGCGAUGGUUCAGUCGGAAAGGUUCAACAAUGGAACAUGAGGAGACCUAUUCUUCCUCCUUUUUCUCAUAUGACGUGAAAAGCUUCCAUAGAAUAAGCUACGAUCACCGAGAAAUCAUUGAGGCCAUGGUUGACGAGAACAUAGUGGGACAAGGAGGAUCUGGGACGGUGUAUAAAAUUGAAUUGAGCAAUGGGGAAGUCAUUGCUGUGAAGAAACUAUGGAGUCGCAGAAUGAAAGGUUCUGCUUCAGAGGACCAACUGGUUUUGGACAAGGAGUUGAAAACAGAGGUUGAGACUCUGGGAAGCGUAAGGCACAAGAAUAUUGUGAAGUUGUACAGCUGCUUCUCAAGCUUGGAUUGCAGUUUGUUGGUUUAUGAAUACAUGCCUAAUGGAAACCUCUGGGAUGCACUUCACAGACGAAAGAUCCUUUUGGAUUGGCCAACGCGCCAUCAGAUUGCCCUAGGAAUAGCUCAGGGUUUGGCCUACCUCCACCAUGAUCUCAAGCCAUCCAUCAUUCAUAGAGACAUCAAGUCAACUAACAUUCUGCUGGAUAUCAAUUACCAUCCCAAGGUUGCAGACUUUGGCAUAGCCAAAGUUUUGCAAGCAAGAGGAGGCAAAGAUUCCAGCACUACUGUAAUAGCAGGGACUUAUGGAUACAUAGCUCCAGAAUAUGCAUAUUCUUCCAAGGCAACAACCAAGUGUGAUGUCUACAGCUUCGGAGUGGUACUGAUGGAACUAAUAACUGGAAGGAAGCCAGUGGAAGCAGAAUUUGGAGAGAGCAAAAACAUUAUAUACUGGGUUGCCACAAAGGUAGAGAAAAAAGAAGGGGUUAUGGAGGUUUUAGACAAACAACUAGCAGGGUUAUUCAAAGAUGAGAUGAUUAAGGUGCUCAGGAUUGCUAUCCAGUGUACAUACAAGACACCGGCCAGUCGCCCAACCAUGAAAGAGGUCGUCCAGUUGCUGAUUGAGGCAGACCCCUGCAGAUUCGAUUCUUGCAAGUCAAAUAAGACAAAGUAAAUGGCAAAUGUCACAAAGACAAAGAUUCCAAGUGAAUUAUGAUGGUAGGAGGGAUUUUGUUGGGGGUUUAACGUGGAGUCCUAUAGCAUAUAUAGAUAUGUACUAGCUCUCGAACUAUUGAGAGUAAAGAAUUUCCCUCUAUUUUGCUACCUUUCAAAAGUAGUUGAUGGGGGGUCUGCAUCAAUUGUUUUCUUUUAGUAUAUUUUCCCCUUUUUUCUUGGCCUAUUGUAAAGCGUAUGAGGAAACUAAUAAAUGCAUCUGCUUUAAGGCAA
This is a messenger RNA of Diospyros lotus (date-plum), 3257 nucleotides long. Its product is annotated as receptor protein-tyrosine kinase CEPR1-like. The coding region runs from base 154 to 2985 and encodes 943 amino acids. NCBI's taxonomy places the organism in Eukaryota, Viridiplantae, Streptophyta, Magnoliopsida, Ericales, Ebenaceae. Gene Ontology annotation, molecular function: protein kinase activity; receptor serine/threonine kinase binding; ATP binding. The transcript has 2 exons. The record is from RefSeq and is a predicted model, not a curated record. Gene Ontology annotation, biological process: protein phosphorylation.